Molecule: messenger RNA, 463 nt
Organism: Nicrophorus vespilloides
Lineage: Eukaryota; Metazoa; Arthropoda; Insecta; Coleoptera; Silphidae
Product: muscle-specific protein 20-like
Exons: 4
Coding region: 57-431 (124 amino acids)
Molecular function (GO): protein binding
Source: RefSeq, a predicted model, not a curated record
UGAACCAUUGGCAAUAGUCGUUAAUAGCUAAUCAAAACAACAACAGCGUUGAAACUAUGCAGAGAGACGCGCAGAAGGAGAAGCAAGCGCAAGAUUGGAUAGUGCGAAUCUUAGGCCCUGACGCGUUUCCACCUGGUGAACUCUACGAAGACGUCUUAAGAGACGGAAUCGUUUUGUGCCAACUGAUGGAUAGAUUAGCGCCAGGUUCCGUUCCCAUCAUCAAUCCUUACGGAGGAGAAUACAAGAUGCUGGAAAACAUCGAAAAUUUUCGCGCAGUGCUGAGGAUUUACGGAGUCGCAGACGACGACAUCUUCGAAGCUUCGGAUCUUGUCGAUGAUAACGAUUUAGUUAAAGUAACAGAAACCAUUUUUGCACUCGACAAACAGAUUAAUUUCCAUCCGGAAUGGAAAGGCCCUCGCAUACAAAAGUAAUUCGAAAUUGAAUCUUAAUAAAUCUUAAAAAA